Molecule: messenger RNA, 2529 nt
Organism: Trypanosoma rangeli
Lineage: Eukaryota; Euglenozoa; Kinetoplastea; Trypanosomatida; Trypanosomatidae
Exons: 1
Coding region: 1-2529 (842 amino acids)
Source: RefSeq, a predicted model, not a curated record
AUGGGAAGUAGUAGUAGUGGCGGGGUUGGGGGUGGACCGGUGGUUUCAGCGGGUAAUGUUGGUGUUACGGCCAUCCUCGCCGGUCUUGCCGUUGUGCUUUCCGCUGUCACGUACAUAGCAAACAGGCGACGCACAGGCGAGCCCCAUGUGUCAAGCCACGUUUCGUUGCUUGGGAAGCGGUUGAAUGAAGAACGUCAUACAUCGUAUGGGAAUAAUAUUAGUAGCGCUGGGGGUGCAACGGCGGCUGGGGGUGGAGGAGAUGCAAGCAGACACACGGGGGUUGCGGGCAGAGGAGGAGGAGCAGCGGCAAGUGACCACAAGUCAUACUACGCGGUGCGGGCCGAGAGACACGUGGGCCAAUACAGUGCCAAUCUUCUUGAGUGGAGGGAUGAUGUUAUAGGGGUGCGCAUGCUCUUCUCGCCAAUUCUCUUUGCGGUAGAGAUGGAAGAGCGGCAGGCACCGCUGCUGCUUGUUGCUCUGCGAUAUCUGCGACAGCCAGAGCAUCGCGUCUCUGUCAUCAUUGAGUCAUGCGCCACUGCGGUGACAGCACAGGAGUACCGCGAUGGCAGCCUUGCCCGCGUACGCGACUGUGUCAAGCUUUUGUCAUGUAACAGUACUCGUAUUGGCGCCACAUCGCAUCCCUGCGCAGAGUACUGCUAUAUGGACGCGGGAAACAAUAUGCGUUAUGCCCUGUCCGUGUUUCUGACGCACGGAAGUUUGGCUGUCACGGCGCAGUACGUCGCUGACACACGCGUCAAGGGGGUGCUUCCGACGGCAUUCAAUGAACUUGUACGCUCUAUUCAGCUGCAACCACCGCAGCCAACGUCAUCGUACUUGUUGUGUGCAGAGCCGCGUCUUGGCCUCGGCUUUCGACUGCCGCUUGACUUUGCCAUGGAUGACCAGCUGCGCGAGGUCCUUGAAGUGUCUGAUGAGCCUUCCGUGAAAAACGGAACUAUUGAAAGUGGGUACAACAGCAGUUGCAACAAUGGUGUUGUGGGCCAUCAUGGCGUUGCAAGAUCGUCACCAGUGGAGUUGAUGUCAAGCAUGCGGAGCUUGAGACUUUCUCCUGGCAAUGGUGGAAAGAACACGGGUGGCGUUGGUGAAUGCGGUACGCCCUUCGCUGCAGUUGCAGGGUGUGGGACGCGGCGGAUGGUGGUGGCGGCGUGUUAUGAACCGCUUGCACGUGGACACGUCUCGUGGCAACCAUUUUUUGAGCGUCUUCUUCGCACGGCACUGACGCGCUUUUCGGUGGCGCAAAGAGUUUGCGGAGGUGGAGAGGAUGAAGAGGAAGAAAGAAAAGGGGUAUCGCCCAUUGCUGCCGUUUGGUGUGCGAAGGGGCAAGAGUUGUCACAGGAGAAGGACAAGCGCAGCAUCAUUGUGCGCCCACAGCAGCUUGUUGUGCCCAUCAACGGCGACAACGCGGUGGACGAUGAUGCCGGUGACACGCUUUUGCUUGACGGUGCUUUUUGUGUACAGGAAGUGGUGCUUGACCCGCAGGGGGCAUCGUUUGCGGUGCUGUGUAACCUGCUGCAGCUACAGUGUGAGGAGGGGAACGAGAGUGAAAAGUACGUAGGGGGAGGGGGGCCACGACGAGAUGACGAGCAUAAAGGGAAGGUGUCUACCACUAUCUCGGCGUAUUUAAGUGUUUUUUGUAUGCGCAUCCGUGACGCGUGUGUGUCGAUCAGCUUUCUCUCCUCCACAACACGGCACACCCUGGAGGAAUUUAUCACCUUCUGCCACCGCACGCUGGACACGGUGUCGGUUGGCAACCACUUUGGCCAGAGCACAUCACUCAUUUACUGCAAUACACGGCACGAGGUGCUGCCAUUUAACAUUCUGCUUGGGCCCGCGAGUGCGGCGGAGGCCACCUCGGUGCUAGUGGAAGAGCCCAUCAUUGGUGAUCCCCUGGCACUUAUUCACGUCGGCGGGCCUGAACAUGUCAGGGUGCUGUUGCGAGUGUUCCCGUGUCCCUCCGCCCCCUUCGCGUUACUGCAGUCGCAGGGCCGAAUGACGACACGCCUAGAGAAUGUCGUGCAAAACUACCUUUUGCAGUUACCCGAUCGUGUGUGUGUGCAUCACUUGAGGACGACAAUGCUCGGGUCGCGGCCCGCGCUGGAGCUUCACUAUGAACACGUGGAUGGCGACGACGACAGCGACGCGGGUUUACUUGCGCUAGACGAGGAAGUGGGAAAUAUCAAUCCCUUCGCUCGCUACUGGAGCACCGUAUCGUACCCAGCGGUGGAAUGUGGGGCGGAAGGGGGUUUGGCGCUGCCGACGGAUUCAUUGGAUGCAUCUGCUGGGGCGUCCGCGUUGGCAUCGGCGGGCGCAGUGGACCCGCUGCUGCUGCAAUCGCCCUCCUGUGACUCCCGUGAGGAGGUCACGUCGAUGCGUGUGGGGGUCGUGGUGUGCUGUGAUGGUUGUGCCUUUUUGUUCCUUGCAUUAUCCACGGAUUACUCGCUCAGCGUCGUGCGGCAGGUGGUACACCAACUUGCUGCCAACGUGUCGUUCGGGACAAGUGCCCUCGCGUAG